CACAGUGCGCAGGCGUCGCUGCCCCGGCGCACUAUGGGAGUCGUAGUCUUUCCUUGCCGCUCCCCAUGCCUUGGCCUUCCAGACUUUUCUGUCCUGUGUCUUGGUUACGGACAGCCAAAUGUCGCUCAGUUGAGCACCCUAGGUUGACCUCUACUUUAUUCUAAUCUUUUUUAAGUUAUUUGGGAUAAUGACAAUUGCUGUCCUUUUGGGGACAAGAGGAACCCCGGAACACUGGCAGUUUGGAGGACUUGUGGGCUUUGCCCUUCUAAAAUCCAUAGGUGGAAGAACAGGCCUAGACCUGGGGGUUGGCUCCCACACUGCCAAAGUGUGCCCCAAGUGGCUGCCGACUCAGAAUUGCUGUUACAAUAGAGAUGAAAUGUAGCAUUAACUCUACAUUUUGUGCUGUGUGGUGUUGACACAGAUGGAUUAACUGACAUUCGGCUUUUUUUCUGUACUUAGGUUGCUGUUAAACCAAGUUUAUUUUCAAAAGCACAGCCGCAUAGUUAUGGGCCUUGCUGCUAUAGCAAGGGUGUGUGUGUGUGUGUGUGUGUGUGUGUGUGUGUGUGAGAGGGAGAGAGAGAGAGAGAGAGAGAGAGAGAGAGAGAGAGAGAGAGAGACAGACGGACAGACAGACAGACAGCGACAGGGACAGAGAGAGGAGACUGAAAUACUAAGAUUGUGUGUAGACGAGCGAAUUUAAAAAAACCAGGGACAGUGCGGGCCCGACACUGCAGUUCCCGACACGGAACACAGGGAAGGUCCCCGCUUUUAUUCUAGGACUAGGUAAAUAUGGCUCGCCCAGCUUUAAAGCUGAGCAAAGAUCCCUGAUCAUCUCCUUCCUCCCCUCCAUUCUCAUCCUUUCCCUGCCUCCCCCGUAGAGGAUGAGAAAGGAGCCAGAGAAAUAUCCAUUUUCUUCUCCAUGUGUUAGUUCAGGACCGUGAAAAAGGAAGACCUGGAAGGCCCCCUCUUCUGGCUCAGUCCAGGGAACAAUCUUCCUUGCCCCAGGCCUGAUUCUUAAGAGGGCCGGGCAGGGCAGGGCUGGGCCGGGCAGGACAGGGCAGGGCAGACCUUUUUAACCUUGUUGCUCAAUCCCAUCUGGUGUGGAGGAGUUGAAAUCCCGCAUAUUCAGGUGAUCCAAUUCCUUCACAGCCUCCUGCCCACUGGCAUAGACCGAGAAGGGCCCACGGAGGAGCAUGGUCCCAGACAGAAGCAGCAGUGGGAGACUAGGUCACCAACAACCGGCUGCUUGCGAGAAGAUGGACCAAGCUGACUUGAUCUCUGCCAGCGUUUUCCCCUCCGAAUGUGAAGUGGGCGGGCCCUUCCUUUACGCACGCUUCCCUCGUGCCCUCCAGGGCAGUUGCUCUCUCGGAUGCAGCGGGUAGGAAGCAGUUUCUCCAGCCGGCAAGAACCGGGGGAGAACCGGGUGGCGUCCCGAUGUCCCAGCGCGGCGUCCCGAUGUCCCAGCUCGACCUCAGCUGAACGAAAUCAAGUGGCCACACUACCGGUGCGGCUGCUCAGGGAUGAUCUGGCUGUGGUGCACGGCAACAGCCGUGCGGAUCCUGGUUUCCAGAUGAAGAUGGAUGCCCACGGUUUCACUCCGGGGGAGCUGAUGGUGCAGGUGGACGGCCAGAACCUGACAGUGACCGGUCAGAAGAAACAGCAGUCGAAUGACCCGGUCAGGGGCAGUUACCGCAUGGAGCAGACAGUGCACCGGCAAAUGCAACUCCCACCGAACUUAGAUCCUGCAGCUAUGACCUGCGGCCUGACACCAUCGGGCCAUCUGUGGGUCCUGGGACAAAACCGGUCACUAUCUCCCCCUGAAGCUCAAACAAGCCAGGCCUGGAGACUCAGGGGCCUCGGAUCUAAGGGCUCCAACUGAUCCUGACCCAUUAAACAACCGAGAUGUGCAGCAGUCUUGAGUCCCUCAACAUUUUUUCUUGGGGAUGGCAGGUUGGAGCUGCAGGAUGGAGGAGGCCGGGGGGAGGCAUCUCAAGCGGAUAGUUAAGUACACCAAUAAUCAGGCUUUUGGCCCUGCGAUAAACUGGAGGGAAGUGUGGACUAAGCUAACAGCAACGGCUCCAGCAGGGAGCAGCAGAGGGCUGGGAUGGCCUAUGCCAAUGUUCAGAAUCAAUGGAUGGUCCUGAACCAGGAUGGACAGUGUUGAACCUGUCAUGGGGUGCUGUGGAUGACAGAGGUGGUGAUGGACUGGAGCAAUGGCCUUAUGAUCAGUCCUCAGUGUUCCUCUUCAGGGAGAGGACAA
Molecule: messenger RNA, 2260 nt
Organism: Peromyscus californicus insignis
Lineage: Eukaryota; Metazoa; Chordata; Mammalia; Rodentia; Cricetidae
Gene: Hspb9
Product: heat shock protein family B (small) member 9
Exons: 1
Coding region: 1370-1879 (169 amino acids)
Cellular component (GO): nucleus; cytoplasm
Source: RefSeq, a predicted model, not a curated record